AUGAAAUCACACGAUGCUGGUAACCAAUUUGAUGUUGCUUUCCUGAACAUUUCGAAAGCAUUUGACACCGUGCCACUCAACAAAUUAUUACACAAACUAGAUGAAUAUGGUGUGAGAGGGCCACUGAAUAAAUGGCUUGAAAUGUUUCUCACUCAGAGAAAGAUGAAAGUUGUCAUUGAUGGAGAGGAAUCUGAAGAAGCUACAGUGGACUCAGGAGUUCCACAAGGAACCUUACUCGGACCACUUCUCUUCCUCUUCACAAAGUUCCUCUUUGAUGAAAACGUUGUUGAUGAUGAUGAUGAUGAUGACGACGACGACGACGAUAACGACGAUGAGGAUGAUGAGGAUGAUGAUAAUGACGAUAAGGAUGAUGUUGAGGAUGAUGAUGAUCAUGUGGAUGCACAUGACGAAGAUGAGGAAGAGAGUGUAUUCAAAACUCAGGACACGUUUCAAUUCCAAGAAGAUGAUGAAAGUCAAACAGAUAUAGAAUUGAACGAAGUUGCGCAACCUGGUCCAUCUAGACCAAAAAGAAAAAAGAAAUGUUAG
Molecule: messenger RNA, 546 nt
Organism: Mytilus californianus (California mussel)
Lineage: Eukaryota; Metazoa; Mollusca; Bivalvia; Mytilida; Mytilidae
Product: trigger factor-like
Exons: 2
Coding region: 1-546 (181 amino acids)
Source: RefSeq, a predicted model, not a curated record